AUGUCCAUCGAUAUGAAAGCUCUGAUCCAUAAGCGUGGCUUGAUUAAGAGUCAGUUAACGCGACUUAAGAAUGCCGUUGCCGAAUAUCGUCGUCGUCCCGCCGACUGUGAUCGACUUCUUCCUGCAAUGAAAAUUAGUGUUUCCAAGGUAGAAGACUCCUGGCCAGUGUUUGACGAGAUUCAAACUCAAAUCGAGCUUCUAACCGUAAACGAGGAUGCUGGAGACAAUUUCGAAGAUCCCAGUUGUAUAGAAUUUCAAAACACCUUUUAUGAAACUGUAGGCGCUGCGAGAGAAAUUAUAGAUCGAAGCCUCAUCAGUAACUCAGCGACUACGGCAAGUGUGUCAACUGUUAAUAAUGACAGCGCUCCGAGGAACACAAAUAAUUUCAGACUGCCGAAACUAGAAUUGCCGUCAUUUAACGGAUCUUACGACACGUGGUUAAACUUCCGUGACACCUUCGUCUCAAUUAUACAUUCCAACGCGAGUCUUCCCGACGUACAGAAAUUGCACUACCUUCGGUCAUCUCUUAAAGAAGAAGCUUCCGACAUUAUUGCGUCUUUAGAAACGUCGUCCGAAAAUUACUCCGUCGCAUGGAAUCUUCUGAAGGAGCGAUACGAUAAUCAGCGCAUUAUUAUUUUAAAGCACAUCGGAGAACUUCUUAACUUCACCCCACUGAUUAAGGCAAAUAAUCAAGCCAUAGGUCAAUUAGUAUGCACCUUUUCCAAGCACAUCAGAGCACUCAAGGCGCUUAAGCAACCGACGGAAGCGUGGGAUUCGAUAUUAAUCGGAAUUAUGUUAACAAAAUUCGAUACGGAAACUCGCAUUAAAUGGGAAGAAUCGUUGACUAGUACCGAUAUGCCGACUAUGAGCGAAAUGACCGCAUUUUUAGAAAAACGAAGGCAGGCUUUGGAUGCGACAGCGAUAGGAUCAAUGGAAAUUAAUGCUAAGGAACGUAAUCGCGUGCUCAGUACAGCACCACGUCAGAAGUUUAAGCAGCAAUCGUUCCUUACAACCGACUCAAAGUUUUCUUGUUCCAUAUGUAAAGGUCCACAUCAAAUCCAAGUCUGCAAGGAUUUUUUAGCCCUGUCUGUUCCAGAGAGAUAUAAUCUGGUAAAAGAGAAGAAAUUAUGUUUUAAUUGUUUGCGAUCAAAUCAUAUGGUGCAAAAUUGCAAGUGUUCUCGAUGCACAAUCUGUUCAAAGAAGCAUCAUUCUAAGCUCCAUCCUACAACGGCUCCAGCAACGAUAGAAAUCGCUGAAAAUCAGACAGCUUCGUCACAGUCCGUUACUCUGCAAGUGUCUGCAUCGACACAAGUUUUAUUAUCAACUGCAUUGGUGCACAUUUGCGACAGUCGAGGAAAGCUGCACCCAUGUAGAGUUCUGCUAGAUUCGGGAUCACAGUCGAAUUUCAUUACAGAGAAAUUAGCGACAGAUCUCCAUCUACCGAAGAAAGACGUUGAUAUUCCAGUUGCCGGACUGAAUCAGGACUUUUCAAAAAUAGAUCAUCUCGUCUCGACCACUGUGAAAUCACGAGACACUCAGUUCAAAUCCACUCUCUCGUUUCUAGUAAUUCCCAAAAUCACAGGCUAUCUUCCUGCCGAUACAGUGGAUGUGACACAAUUAAAUAUUCCGAAAAACGUCGUGCUUGCAGAUCCCGAAUUUUAUCGACCUUCACAGAUCGAUGCGUUGCUAGGGGCAGAAAUCUUUUACAAAUUACUGUGCAUUGGUCAGAUUAGAUUGCCUAAAACAGCAGCAACAUUGCAAAAAACUCAUUUUGGAUGGGUUAUUUCGGGUCGCAUACCGUGCACAGAUAUUGCGCCUACAACAUGCCAUACGUCCACUGAAGGUCUUCAAACUCAUAUAGAAAAUUUUGGGAAAUUGAAGAGAUCUCUAUUACAAACCGGUUAUCAUCGGAAGAAAUUGCAUACGAGAAGCAUUCCGAAGAACACAUUCAGCGCGAUUCGUCCGGACAAUGUAUAG
Molecule: messenger RNA, 1977 nt
Organism: Orussus abietinus
Lineage: Eukaryota; Metazoa; Arthropoda; Insecta; Hymenoptera; Orussidae
Exons: 1
Coding region: 1-1977 (658 amino acids)
Source: RefSeq, a predicted model, not a curated record